AUGAUUUCUCUUUUCUUUUCACUUGCUGCAUCAGUUUUUUUCAGUCCAGCUAAAUCAUCCAAGAAGACAGUUUCUAUCAAUGGAACCAAAUUCGAAUGUACUGUCUACUCAAACAAAACAAUUGUUAUCGGAAAUGGCCAAUUCGAGAAAUUAGAAAUCCCUAAAGGCAUGAAAGAACUGAUAGUUCCUGAAACUAUUAUGAUCGAAAAGAAAGCUUAUACUGUUAUCGGAGUUGCUGAUUAUGCUUUUUCAAAAACACCUUUUGAACUGAUCAGGUUAACACCAAAUAUCCAAUCUCUUGGCAAGCACUCAUUCGAAAAUUGCCCGAAUCUUCACACUGUUGAUAUAAAUCAAUCAAAAAUCCACGUUUUGCCAGCCUACUGCUUCAACUUGUGUCCAAAUCUUCAAGUCUUGAUUAUUGGAUCAGGACUUGUCUCAAUUGAAGACUACUGCUUCAACGGAACUGCUAUUAAUACAAUUUCCCUUUCAAUUAAGUUCUCAACCCUUAAAGAUUUCGCAUUCGCCAACACACAAGUCUCUACAGUCCAUAUGCAUCUUACAGGCAUGACAAAGUUCGGCAAAUCCGCAUUUGCCAACUGUUAUUACCUUAAAAAUGUAACUCUUCCAAAGAACCUUGUUGAAAUCCCCGAUUUCGCAUUUCUGAAUACCGGAAUCAAGGCUAUCGCUAUUCCUCAGUCAGUUAAGAUCAUUGGAGAGUCUGCAUUCCAAGGAUGCAAGAAUCUCAAGAGUAUCAGCUUCGAAGGAACCGAUGUUACAGAAUUUCCAAAGAACUUAUUCAACGGAUGCGUUUCCCUUGAGAAAAUUGUUCUUCCUGCCGGUUUAGAACAAAUUCAUGAUUAUGCACUUGCAAGAACAAAGAUUCAAGAAUUUGUUGCUCCAGCAUCACUCAAAGAGAUCGGCAAGAGCUUCCUUUACGCGAAUAACAAGAUCCAUACCGUUGAUUUAUCUGCUGUUGAAAUUGAUUCCAUUCCAGAUUACGCAUUCAGUGGCUGUACAUCACUUACAACAUUCAAGCCAUCCAAUGGCUUCUCAUCUGUUGGUGUUAUGUCAUUUGCUGGCUGUGCUUUCACUAGUUUCCCAUUCAAAUCAGUUACAACAGUUGCUAAUGCAUCAUUUGCCAACUGUUCUAGACUUACUGAUGCCGAUUUAUCGAAUUUGCACCGUCCAAUCAUUCCUCCACACAUCUUUUACGGCUGUUCCGUAUUAGAAGUCGUCAAAUUACCACAUGGUUCACUUGUUUUCGGCGACUUUGCAUUUGCAAAGACCGCAAUCAAGGCAUUGAACUUGAAUGAACACAUCGAAUCUAUUGGUAUUGGUGCAUUUUCAGGCUGCACAAGUUUGAUUAGCAUCAAUUUGAUAGAACUGCAAAUGAAAGAAUUGCCAGCAUAUUUGUUAUAUAAUGUUGGUGCAGUUUCUGUUUCAUUCCCAUCGCAUCCUGUCACAUUGGGAGAUUAUUUCUUCUCAAAGUCAAGUAUUCGCAAAAUUGUUUUGACAUCAUCAGUCACUUCAAUUGGCAAAUACACGUUUGCUAACUGUACAUUGUUAACAACUGUUGACAUGAGAGAAUCCAUGAUCAAAUCCAUUCCAGAAGGCGCAUUUAUUAACACAGGCAACCUCGAAAUUCAAUUCCCAAUAUCAUUAAUCAGUGUUGGACAAUUUGCUUUUGCUGAUUCAUCCAUUGUUUCUCUUUCCAUUCUAGAGAAAGUUUUUGAGAUCGGAAAUGCAGCAUUCCAGAACUGCAAGAACUUAGAGACAUUGGAUUUCUCUGAUUGUGCAAUCACAGAACUUCCAGAAAGACUUUGCGCAAACUGCAAUUCCCUCAAAGAUCUCGCUCUUCCUCCUCAUUUGAAGAGAAUUCACAAUUUCGCAUUCAAGAAAUGUGGAUUUCACACAUUGUUAAUUCCUGCUUCCCUCGAACAAGCAGAUACAGGAGCAUUCAUGUUAUGCUCUAAAUUAGAAUUAAUUGAUUUGUCUGCAACAGCAAUCACAUAUUUGUCUCAAUCACUGUUCUCAGGAUGCAACAGUUUACAAAAAGUUAUUUUGCCAGAAAAACUGACAAAUUCAGACAAAUCAGCAUUUGAGAACUGCGAUUCUAUUAAGGAGAUCCAUUUCUAUGGCGAGAGUUAUGAAGGAAAGCCAUUAGACUUGAAUGUCGAACAAGUUUUUGUUACUGAUAAAUACAAGUCGCAAACAUUUGCAGGAAUCAAAGUUUCUAAAUCUAAAUCGAAAGCAAGAAAAGUUUCUAAUGAACAGAAAGGAGGUAUCCAGCAAUCUUCUACUAUUGAAGAAGAAUCACAUACAACAAGGAACGCCGUAAUUUGCGUCGUUGUUGUUGUUUUGAUUUGUAUCUUCGCAUGGCACAAAUUCGAUCCAUACGACAUCAAUGGAUCCGAAGGCGUCGAAUUGGAAGGUGAAUUGCCAUUCUACAAGCGAUUCUUCCAGAAAAUUGGAUUUAGCUUAGAUCGAAUGGCAAGCAGAGCACCAACAUUCACAGGUGCUUAA
Trichomonas vaginalis G3 is the source of this 2523-nucleotide messenger RNA. RefSeq names its product MyD88-dependent toll-like receptor signaling pathway. Lineage: Eukaryota; Parabasalia; Trichomonadida; Trichomonadidae. The record is from RefSeq and is a predicted model, not a curated record. Bases 1 to 2523 code for a protein of 840 amino acids. The transcript has a single exon.